Molecule: messenger RNA, 806 nt
Organism: Drosophila subpulchrella
Lineage: Eukaryota; Metazoa; Arthropoda; Insecta; Diptera; Drosophilidae
Product: protein C19orf12 homolog
Exons: 2
Coding region: 282-704 (140 amino acids)
Source: RefSeq, a predicted model, not a curated record
AAUCGACUUUUGUGCUGCUCUAAUCCGGAACCUAAUGUUUUUUAAGUCGAGUCGUGUGUUUUUAACUCUGUUCACAUAAAUCAUUGUUUACGUUGCCAAGUUUAAAAUUUUCAAGUCCACAAUACAAACGUACUCCUCCACAUAAAUAAAUCAGGAUUGGAUCGGCAUAGGAUCGAUGACACAUCCAUCGAAGAGAACCCACUAGAAUACGGGAACAAAGUCUAAACGGGAAAUACUAGUACUGCAUUACGAAAUUCGGGACAAGACCACGUAGCCAAAAGAUGCCCAUUGAUACGCGCGAGCUGAUGGAGGCGAUAGCCAUCGUGGCGGACGAUCACAAUGUCCGCGUCGCCGUGAAGCAGUCCGGCAAGGGAGCGGCCAUCUGCGCCGCCUGCUCCUUCGCGGGUGGCAUGCUCCUGGGACCCGUGGGACUGGCGGUGGGCGGGGCCGCCGGUGGUGUAGCCGCCUACAAGUUGACCAGCGGAUCAUUCCGGCCGCUGGGCGAAGUCAUCCUGAACGACCUGACCGACAGGCAACGCGAGCAGCUGGUGCAGCACGUGUCCAAGGCCGUAGCUGAUAUUCACCCCACGGAUGUGGUGAUGCUCCUGCCGCUGAUCGUCCAGAACGCCUCCAUCCAGCAGGCUGUGCUCAACACGGUCAUGUCGUUUGUUACAAACGAACUGCGCAUGCAGAUUGUCGACUGACCUGCCGCGCAGGGAGGAUGACGAGAGAUUUGGUCUGCGAUCUUAGUCGAAACCGUUGUGAUUUGUGUAGGUUUAUUAAUAAAUACUCUAUAUGUACAUAAA